AUGCCUCAUUGUUGCAAUUAUGAUUUGGCUUUCACUGGAAGUAGAUCCUCAUCACCAGAAUCAGUCACCUCAGACAUUGAAUUUUCUGGAUUUAGCCUUGAGGAAUUGUUUGCUGAUUACAGAGCAGAUUCUGCUGAAUCGAUAUAUUCAGACAAUGAAUUUCUGGAUCAAUUGGAAGCAGGACUUGUUCCACUCUUGCAUGAAUCAGCUUCUCCAGUUUCUGAUCCUCUCCUUCACUCUACUCAAUCUGAAACAUCUGUUAACAAAUUAAUCUCACCUGCCUUAGUCCAGUCUGAAUCUGAACACCGAGACACCAAACCAGAGAUAUUAGUAUCUACCACAACUAUGGCAAAAGAAGGCUCUGUUGAGGCUCAAACCACGUUGCCAGUUGCAGCUAAAAAAGCAUUUAUACAGCUUGACUUGAGUGAUGAGAAGUUUGGUUCGUUAUUACCAGUCCCUGUACUGAUGCCAGUAAAGCAGGAGCCAGCUAAUUAUCUUGAUGAGGUAGAGGAAGACAAUUUGAAACACCAAGAUAUAUCUGAAGUCAAACCUUUAUCUCCCGAGUCAGUCUUUUCAGACAGUGUUUCACAAUUCAGACCUGGACAUUGUGAUUAUUAUUUGGUGUACAAUGUGAGUAGUUCUGUGUCACCUCAGUCUGUAACUUCAGACAUUGAAUAUCAUGGUUUGUACAGACCAGGUUCCCCGUCAGAUAGUGAAUUGAUAGUGACAGUUCAAAGUAGCGUAUCUGAGCAUAGACCACUCUCACCAGAAUCAAUAACUUCAGAAGAUAAUUAUUCCUUCCUUGAGCUCUUGUUUUCAGAGUCUAGACCAUCCUCUCCAGAGUCUGUUGCAUCAUUUGAUGAGUACAUGCCUCUCUCUCCAGAAUCUCCAGUUCCUCACUUCAUGCCUCAAUGUUGUGAUUAUUUGGCUUUCACUGGAAGUAGAUGUUCAUCACCUGAAUCAGUAUCUUCAGGUAUUGAAUUCUCUGAGUUCUGUCUUGAGGAACUGUUUGCUGAAGAAAGAGCAGAUUCACCUGAAUCAUUAAUAUCAGAGAGUGAAAUUGUUGAGUCAGUUGAAGGAGGUCUAAUGAAAUUCAGACCCUUGUCACCAGAAUCAAUAACUUCAGAAGAUGAUUAUACCUUCCUUGAGCUCUUGUUUGCAGAGUCUAGACCAUCUUCACCUCAUUCUAUCACUUCAACUGACGAAUAUCGAUCUCUAUCCCCUGAUUCCCCAAUCCCACAAUUUAGACCCACAAUAAUUGAGUUGUCAAUGUCAUUCCUUAGCAGAUCUCCGUCACCUAUUUCAGUAACUUCAGACUUUGAAGGAUCUGGCUUCUAUCUUGAGGAACCGUUCAAUGAAGAGAGACCAGAUUCACCUGAAUCAUUUAUAUCAGAGAGUGAAUUUGUUGAGUCAGUUGAAAAAGGUGUCAUGCAACUCAGACCCUUGUCACCAGAAUCAGUAACUACAGAAGAUGAUUAUUCCUUCCUUGAGCUCUUGUUAUCAGAGUCUAGACCAUCCUCUCCAGAGUCUGUUGCAUCAUUUGAUGAGUACAGGCCCCUCUCUCCAGACUCCCCAGUUCCCGAUUUCAGACCACAUUGUUGUGAUUAUUAUUUGCUAUUCACAGAAGAUAGAUCUUCGUCACCAGAAUCAGUAUCUUCAGAUAUUGAGUUCUCAGGACUUUACCUUAAGGAAUUGUUUGCUGAGGACAGAGCAGAUUCUCCUGAAUCGAUAUAUUCAGACAAUGAAUUUCUGGAUCAAUUGGAAGCAGGACUUGUUCCACUCUUGCUUGAAACAGCUUCUCCAGUUUCUGAUCCUCUCCCUCACUCUACUCAAUCUGAAACAUCUGUUAACAAAUUAAUCUCACCUGCCUUAGUCCAGUCUGAAUCUGAGCACCGAGACACCAAACCAGAGAUAUUAGUAUCUACCACAACUAUGGCAAAAGAAGGCUCUGUUGAGGCUCAAACCACAUUGCCAGUUGCAGCUAAAAAAGCAUUUAUACAGCUUGACUUGAGUGAUGAGAAGUUUGGUUCGUUAUUACCAGUCCCUGUACUGAUGCCAGUAAAGCAGGAGCCAGCUAAUUCUCUUGAUGAGGUAGAGGAAGACCAUUUGAAACACCAAGAUAUAUCUGAAGUCAAACCUUUAUCUCCCGAGUCAGUCUUUUCAGACAGUGUUUCACAAUUCAGACCUGGACAUUGUGAUUAUUAUUUGUUAUACAGUGGGAGGAUUUCUCCGAUACCUGAAUCUGUAACAACAUUUGAUGAUCAUAGGCCUCUUUCUCCUGACUCACCUGCUUCACAAUUCAGACCUGGACAUUGUGAUUAUUAUUUGGUGUACAAUGUGAAUAGUUCUGUGUCACCUCAGUCUGUAACUUCAGACAUUGAAUAUCAUGGUUUGUACAGACCAGGUUCCCCGUCAGAUAGUGAAUUGAUAGUGACAGUUCAAAGUAGCGUAUCUGAGCAUAGACCACUCUCACCAGAAUCAAUAACUUCAGAAGAUGAUUAUUCCUUCCUUGAGCUCUUGUUUUCAGAGUCUAGACCAUCCUCUCCAGAGUCUGUUGCAUCAUUUGAUGAGUACAGGCCUCUCUCUCCAGACUCUCCAGUUCCUCACUUCAUGCCUCAAUGUUGUGAUUAUUUGGCUUUCACUGGAAGUAGAUGUUCAUCACCUGAAUCAGUAUCUUCAGGUAUUGAAAUCUCUGAGUUCUGUCUUGAGGAACUGUUUGCUGAAGAAAGAGCAGAUUCACCUGAAUCAUUAAUAUCAGAGAGUGAAAUUGUUGAGUCAGUUGAAAGAGGUCUAAUGAAAUUCAGACCCUUGUCACCAGAAUCAAUAACUUCAGAAGAUGAUUAUACCUUCCUUGAGCUCUUGUUUGCAGAGUCUAGACCAUCUUCACCUCAUUCUAUCACUUCAACUGACGAAUAUCAAUCUCUAUCCCCUGAUUCCCCAAUCCCACAAUUUAGACCCACAAUAAUUGAGUUGUCAAUGUCAUUCCUUAGCAGAUCUCCGUCACCUAUUUCAGUAACUUCAGACUUUGAAGGAUCUGGCUUCUAUCUUGAGGAAUUGUUCAAUGAAGAGAGACCAGAUUCACCUGAAUCAUUUAUAUCAGAGAGUGAAUUUGUUGAGUCAGUUGAAAAAGGUGUCAUGAAACUCAGACCCUUGUCACCAGAAUCAGUAACUUCAGAAGAUGAUUAUUCCUUCCUUGAGCUCUUGUUAUCAGAGUCUAGACCAUCCUCUCCAGAGUCUGUUGCAUCAUUUGAUGAGUACAGGCCUCUCUCUCCAGACUCUCCAGUUCCUCACUUCAUGCCUCAAUGUUGUGAUUAUUUGGCUUUCACUGGAAGUAGAUCCUCAUCACCAGAAUCAGUCACCUCAGACGUUGAAUUUUCUGGAUUUAGCCUUGAGGAACUGUUUGCUGAAGAAAGAGCAGAUUCACCUGAAUCAUUAAUAUCAGAGAGUGAAAUUGUUGAGUCAGUUGAAGGAGGUCUAAUGAAAUUCAGACCCUUGUCACCAGAAUCAAUAACUUCAGAAGGGGACUUUACCUUCCUUGAGCUCUUGUUGUCAGAGUCUAGACCAUCCUCUCCAGAGUCUGUUGCAUCAUUUGAUGAGUACAGGCCCCUCUCUCCAGACUCCCCAGUUCCCGAUUUCAGACCACAUUGUUGUGAUUAUUAUCUGCUAUUCACAGAAGAUAGAUCUUCGUCACCACAAUCAGUCACCUCAGACAUUGAAUUCUCUGGAUUUAGCUUCAAGGAAUUAUUUGCUGAAAACAGAGCAUAUUCUCCUUAUUCCUGUAUGUCUGAGAGUGAGUCUGUUGAGUCAGUUGAAUUGGGUGUAAUAUCUCAAAGAUCUCUGUCACCAGAAUCAGUAACUUCAGAAGAUAAUUAUUCCUUCCUUGAGCUCUUGUUAUCAGAGUCUAGACCAUCCUCUCCAGAGUCUGUAACAUCAUUUGAUGAGUACAGGACCCUCUCUCCUGACUCUCCAGUUCCUCACUUCAUGCCUCAAUGUUGUGAUAAUUUGGCUUUCACUGGAAGUAGAUGUUCAUCACCUGAAUCAGUAUCUUCAGGUAUUGAAUUCUCUGAGUUCUGUCUUGAGGAACUGUUUGCUGAAGAAAGAGCAGAUUCACCUGAAUCAUUAAUAUCAGAGAGUGACAUUGUUGAGUCAGUUGAAAGAGGUCUAAUGAAAUUCAGACCCUUGUCACCAGAAUCAAUAACUUCAGAAGAUGAUUAUUCCAUCCUUGAGCUCUUGUUAUCAGAGUCUAGACCAUCCUCUCCAGAGUCUGUUGUAUCAUUUGAUGAGAACAGGCCUCUCUCUCCUGACUCUCCAGUUCCUCACUUCAUGCCUCAAUGUUGUGAUUAUGAUUUGGCUCCCACUGGAAGUAGAUGUUCAUCACCAGAAUCAGUAUCUUCAGAUAUUGAGUUCUCAGGACUUUACCUUAAGGAAUUAAUUGCUGAGGACAGAGCAGAUUCUCCUGAAUCAAUAUAUUCAGAUAGUGAUUUUCUGGAUCAAUUGGAAGCAGGACUUGUUCCACUCUUGCAUGAAUCAGCUUCUCCAGUUUCUGAUCAUCUCCCUCACUCUACUCAAUCUGAAACAUCUGUUAACAAAUUAAUCUCACCUGCCUUAGUCCAGUCUGAAUCUGAGCACCGAGACACCAAACCAGAGAUAUUAGUAUCUACCACAACUAUGGCAAAAGAAGGCUCUGUUGAGGUUAAAACCACAUUACCAGUUGCAGCUAAGAAAGCAUUUAUACAGCUUGACUUGAGUGAUGAGAAGUUUUGUUCGUUAUUACCAGUCACUGUACUGAUGCCAGUAAAGCAGGAGCCAGCUAAUUCUCUUGAUGAGGUAGAUGAAGACAAUUUGAAACACCAAGAUAUAUCUGAAGUCAAACCUUUAUCUCCUGAGUCAGUCUUUUCAGACAGUGUUUCACAAUUCAGACCUGGACAUUGUAAUUAUUAUUUGUUAUACAGUGGGAGCAUUUCUCCGAUACCUGAAUCUGUAACAACAUUUGAUGAUCAUAGGCCUCUUUCUCCUGACUCACCUGCUUCACAAUUCAGACCUGGACAUUGUGAUUAUUAUUUGGUGUACAAUGUGAGUAGUUCUAUGUCACCUCAGUCUGUAACUUCAGACAUUGAAUAUCAUGGUUUGUAUAGACCAGGUUCCCAGUCAGAUAGUGAAUUGAUAGUGACAGUUCAAAGUAGCGUAUCUGAGCAUAGACCACUCUCACCAGAAUCAGUAACUUCAGAAGAUGAUUAUUCCUUCCUUGAGCUCUUGUUAUCAGAGUCUAGACCAUCCUCUCCAGAGUCUGUUGCAUCAUUUGAUGAGUACAGGCCACUCUCUCCAGACUCCCCAGUUCCUCACUUCAUGCCUCAAUGUUGUGAUUAUUAUUUGGCUUUCACUGGAAGUAGAUGUUCAUCACCUGAAUCAGUAUCUUCAGGUAUUGAAUUCUCUGAGUUCUGUCUUGAGGAACUGUUUGCUGAAGAAAGAGCAGAUUCACCUGAAUCAUUUAUAUCGGAGAGUGAAAUUGUUGAGUCAGUUGAAGGAGGUCUAAUGAAAUUCAGACCCUUGUCACCAGAAUCAAUAACUUCAGAAGAUGAUUAUACCUUCCUUGAGCUCUUGUUAUCAGAGUCUAGACCAUCUUCACCUCAUUCUAUCACUUCAACUGACGAAUAUCGAUCUCUAUCCCCUGAUUCCCCAAUCCCACAAUUUAGAACCACAAUAAUUGAGUUGUCAAUGUCAUUCCUUAGCAGAUCUCCGUCACCUAUUUCAGUAACUUCAGACUUUGAAGGAUCUGGCUUCUAUCUUGAGGAAUUGUUCAAUGAAGAGAGACCAGAUUCACCUGAAUCAUUUAUAUCAGAGAGUGAAUUUGUUGAGUCAGUUGAAAAGGGUGUCAUGAAACUCAGACCCGUGUCACCAGAAUCAAUAACUUCAGAAGAUGAUUAUUCCUUCCUUGAGCUCUUGUUAUCAGAGUCUAGACCAUCCUCUCCAGAGUCUGUUGCAUCAUUUGAUGAGUCCAGGCCCCUCUCUCCUGACUCCCCAGUUCCCGAUUUCAGACCACAUUGUUGUGAUUAUUAUCUGCUAUUCAAAGGAGAUAGAUCUUCGUCACCACAAUCAGUCACCUCAGACAUUGAAUUCUCUAGAUUUAGCCUCAAGGAAUUAUUUGCUGAAAACAGAGCAUAUUCUCCUGAUUCCUGUAUGUCUGAGAGUGAGUCUGUUGAGUCAGUUGAAUUGGGUGUAAUAUCUCAAAGAUCUCUGUCACCAGAAUCAAUAACUUCAGAAGAUGAUUAUUCCUUCCUUGAGCUCUUGUUGUCAGAGUCUAGACCAUCCUCUCCAGAGUCUGUUGCAUCAUUUGAUGAGUACAGGCCUCUCUCUCCUGACUCACCUGUUCCUGAUUUCAGACCUCAAUACUGUGAUUAUUAUUUGCUGUUCACUGCUGAUAGUUCUUCGUCUCCUGAAUCAGUCAGUUCAGAUCUUGAGUACUCUGGAUCUUCCCUUGAGGAAUUAUUUACCGAGGACAGACCAAAUUCACCUAUUUCCAUCUGGUCAGAGGGCGGUGAUCAUGAUGAUGAUGACGGUAGUUUUCCUAAAACAUCAGGGUGGGAUGAUGAUGCAGGUCCUCCAGAAGAGAUCCCAACUGUACAUUGGGCUAUCAUACCACAGUUCAUGGUGUCUAAAGCUGUACAAACAGGCUUGUCAACUGACACGGAUGAAUUUUCAUCCCUGCCUGAAGUGCGGCCUGUGUCUCCAGAAUAUAGACUAGUUUACAAGGCAGUUCCCAUCAAACGAAUGUCCCAUAUGUAUGACCCAGCGUACGAAGGUGAAACCUGCUAUAGUAAGACUGGUGUUUUCGAACAUUCAGUACAUAGACAGAAGGUUAGACAGGCACUUGACUGUCAGAGGGAACUUUGUGGUGAUUUCAGGCCAGUUCAUUUUAGCGAAUCCAACCAUGGUAUGCCUAGUGUCUCUGAAACAUCAGCAGUUGAGGUGACAGAACAAGAUAUCUCCUCACUAAAACACUCUAACAUCACCGACCAGACAGUCACAGAAACUUUCCAUGAACCUCAUUUGCCAAUAUCGCAGCCAGUAGAGACAGAAAUCAGAACCCCUUCCCCCGUUUUAGCUGAAUGGGAGUUUGUCCAGUUGUCGUCCCUUCCAGAGUACAGACCUCUUUCUCCCGAGUCACUCGGUUCAGACAGGGAUGGAAUCCUUUUAUAUCUUGACCACUUCUUUACUGACAUGAGGCCGUCUUCACCUGAAUCUGUUGCGUCAGCGAAUGAAUACUGGCCUCUCUCUCCUGAAUCUCCAGUUCCCCACUACGGACCUAGAAUCCUAGAUGUUAUCACGACUGCAGAGCGUAGAUCUUCCCUAUAUUCAGUUACAUCAGACAUUGAAUUGUUCGGAUUAUGUCUUGAGGAAUCGUUUGCUGAGGACAGAGCAGAUUCUCCUGAUUCCUUUAAUUCAGAAGGUGAAUAUGAACAGGUCGAUGAGACGCUGACCAAAUCCGGUCCUCUAUCAGCAGAAUCGUCAAAAACAGAAGAUGAGUACGCUCAUUCUUUCAUUCAGUACUGGCUUUCCGAGUUACAGCCAUCCUCUGCAGACCCCAUGACAUCACUAGAUGAGUUACAGCCAUCCUCUGUAGACCCCAUGACAUCACUAGAUGAGUUACAGCCAUCCUCUGUAGACCCCAUGACAUCACUAGAUGAGUUACAGCCAUCCUCUGCAGACCCCAUGACAUCACUAGAUGAGUUAGAUGCUGCAGAAACAAGCUCAUCCACAGAAAUUGAUGAUUCCGAAGCUCAGCCUAUUUAUAAAUUCUCUGAUGGAAAAACGUUGACUCCAGUUCCUUCCAAGCUAAUGGCCCAAACAUUUGACCCAGCGCACAAAGGUGAAACGUUCUUGAAUAAAUCAGGUGUUUUUGAAUGUGCAGGAGACAGACAGGUUAGAGAGAUUAUGGAGCGUCUGAAGGACAAAGAAAUUGUCCUGGGCAGGCCUAUCACACCAGAAUCAAUAACGUCAGAAGAGAUUCGGUCGUUUUUGAAUGAUUGGUCCACUGAGUUAGAGUUAAGGCCAAACUCUAUUGAAUCACUUGAUGAGUAUAGGCCUCUCUCUCCUGACUCUCCUAUUCCCCAGUUCUUACAUCAAUGUUGUGAUUAUUACUUGGAACUCCCUGGUGAUAGGUCUCAAUCACCUCUGUCAGUAACGUCAGACAUUGAAUACUGUGGAUCAUAUCUCAAUGAACUGAUUCCUGAACACAGACCAGAUUCUCCUGAUUCCUUUUUGGCCGAUAGUGAAUUCAAAGAGUCAAUUGAACAAUUUUUUAUGAAGCUCAGACCCCUGUCACCAAAAUCAGUAACUUCAGAAGAUGAUUAUACCUUCCUUGACCUCUUGUUUUCAGAGUCUAGACCAUAUUCUCCUGAAUCUGUAACAUCGCUUGAUGAGGAUAGGCCUCUCUCUCCUGACUCUCCAAUUCCCCAGUUCUUACAUCAAUAUUGUGGUUAUUAUUUGGUUUUCCCUGCUGAUAGGUCUUCAUCACCUGAAUCAGUAACAUCAGAUAUUGAAUUCUCUGAGUUCUGUCUUGAUGAAUUGUUUGCUGAGGACAGAGCAGAUUCUCCUGAUUCCUUUAUAUCAGAAGGUCACUAUGAACAGCUGGAUGAGACGCUGACCAAAUCCGGUCCUCUAUCAGCAGAAUCGUCAAAAACAGAAAAUGAGUACGCUCAUUCUUUCAUUCAGUACUGGCUUUCCGAGUUACAGCCAUCCCCUGCAGACCCCAUGACAUCACUACAUGAGUUAGAUGCUGCAGAAACAAGCUCAUCCACAGAAAUGGAUGAUUCUGAAUCGCAGCCUAUUUAUGAAUUCUCUGGUAGAAAAAAAUCAACUCUAGAAUAUAGACUGGUUUAUAAGGCAGUUCCUUCCACGCUAAUGGCCCAUACAUUAGAUCCAGCGUACAAAGGUGAAACCUAUUUCACUAUGACAGGUGUUUUUGAAUAUGCAGGAGACAGACUUGUUAGAAAAGUCCUGGAUCAACCGCAGCAAUCUGGUGAAGACUUGAGGCCAGUUAGUGUUGGAGAACCAGCCUCACCUUGUCAUUCUGCUACUCCAGAAGAUGAGGAGACAGUACUAGAGGGAUCCAUACUAACAGUCCCUCAUGUCACUGACCAGACAGUCACAGAAACUUUGCAGGAACCUCAUUUUCCAAUAUCCCAGCCAGUAGAGACAGAAAUCAGAACCACUUCCCCCGUCUUAGCUGAAUGGGAGUUCAUCCAGUUGUCGUACCUUCCUGAGUAUAGACCUCUUUCUCCUGAGUCACUCGGUUCAGACAGUGAUGGAGUCCUUUUAUAUCUUGACCACUUCUUUACUGACAUGAGGCCGUCUUCACCUGAAUCUGUUGCGUCAUUUGAUGAGUACAGGCCUCUCUCUCCUGACUCUCCAGUUCCCCACUUCAUGCCUCAAUGUUGCGAUUAUUAUUUGGCUCCCACUGGUGAUCGAUCUUCGUCACCUCAAUCAGUAACUUCAGGUAUUGAAUUCUCUGAGUUCUGUCUUGAGGAAUUGUUUGCUGAAGAAAGAGCAGAUUCACCCGAGUCAUUGAUAUCAGAAGAUGGAACGAGAUUAGUAGAUGAGUCAGACAAAGAUAUGAGCCAAGACCCGGAUUCAACAUCAGAAGAGAGCCUGUCAUUUUUGGAGGACUGGUUUUCAGAAUUAGAUCUAAGACCAUCCUCCCCUGAAUCUGUUGCAUCACAAGAGGAGUACAGGCCCCUCUCUCCUGACUCACCUGUCCCCCAAUAUGGACCUGGUUUGUCUGUUUUUACCGUGUCAGCGGGACAGAGGUGUUCGACACCUGAAUCUGUGAUAUCAGACUGGGAUGAGUUUGGACUGGAGGACUUGUUCUGUGAGACCAGAGCCUUUUCUCCUGACUCCAUCCGUUCCGACACAGAUACUGUUUUAACUCAGGGUGACGGUCAACAUUAUCCUCCAACAGACCAGGUUUCCACUGAACAUCAACCUGAAAUGACAGUUGAAAGAGCACGCUUAAAACAACCCCCGGAAUUAACAUGGGCCCCUUUUAGGUUAGUUUUCCCAGUAGUUUACCAAACCCACCGAGCAGUAGAAGCGUUUUUUUGUAGGGCCUCCUCCCCAGACAGCCACAGAGAACCUGUAGAUGAUGUAGAUUUAGAUCGAUUAGAUGAUGUAGAGACUCACAGACCUCACCAAGCGUCCUCUCAGUCGAGUCACAUGCCAUCGGACGAACAAAAUCUGGGGUCUCCUGUUGCUGCUGUCGGGCUGGAGGAGGCGGUUCACCAAAGACCUCAAGCAAGUCGUAAGUCAAUCCAAAGAAAAGAACACAGUAAUGUCCCCACGUUGAAAGGAAGUGAAGUGCAACCCAAGAUGGAGGAGACAAGCAAGCACCUGAAAAGAAAGGCGAUGAGAAAAGAGGAGGACAGCAGAGUUUCUGCGGCGUCGGUUUCAGCAGGAUCCUCCAUGGAGAAUCUAUCAGAACCCAAACAUGUAUCAGAGCUGGACCAACCGUAUACUAAUAGACCUAUCUCAAACAAAACACUCAUGUCUGAAACCUAUUCUGGGACACCAGAUCUCCAGAUUCCAAAUGCCUUUGAAUUCAGUCCGUUAUCCCCUGAAAUGACAAUGCCCACUGAGAAGAUGAGGGUAUUGCCAGAAAGUCCAGAAAAACCAUUGAAACUGAACAAGGAGUCCUCUUCUUCUGAAACUAGUCCAGUGUUACCAGACAUUCUCAGCCACACCUCAGAAGACAGCCAAGGUGACGAAGCAGGAUCGUCAGCGAGCAAUCCACGAGCACCCCCGGAGUCAGGGGCACACGCCCAGCUUGAUCAGCUGCUGUCGGAAUUGGAAGACAUCAAACCGGAACUCCGACCAGAAACUCCGGAACCACUGGACUCACCUCUUUCGAAAUCCAGCAAAGGGGGUCCUGUAGAUCUCCAACCUUAUGUUGAGUUUGAGGAACUCUUGCCUGAAUCAGACGGAAAUCCCACUGAGGGUGAGGAAGAGAUCUCAUCCCCUGUUCAGAUCACAGGAGAGCCAGCUGAAAUAAGUGCAGCGGCCUCGGUGCUGACCCAUCUCUCCCUGUCCCAUGAAACUGAUCCAGAGGUAUUUGGAGUGACCGUAGAUCUAGUCAAGACCUUCCCAGAGCCUGACCAAGUUACAGCUGAUCCGGUUCAGUUGAGCCACUUGGAGUCCCUGCAAACACACAGAGCAGAAGAAUCGGACCUCACUGGUUCCAUGCCUCUGGUUAGCCCCGCUGCCGCUAUCGAAUCCGUCGGAACAUCGGAAUCUCCAGAACCAUGCCAUAAAGUUCUAGAACUGUCAUCAGAAUCAAUCGUUCCAACUCAAGAGUUCCGAUCACCGGAACCAUGCCAUAAAGUUCUAGAACUGUCAUCAGAAUCAAUCGUUCCAACUCAAGAGUUCCGAUCACUGCAACAUGAUGAAGCUGCAUAUGACAGCAGAUCAUCAGUUGUUUUUGACGAACCUUCAACUGUAGAAGAACAUCAAAUCAGUCACCCACAGCAGGACCAGGAGACAGUUGAUGAAGAAUAUUCAAACCUCAAGCAGGUGUCUGACAAACAGAAAACCUUUGAGGAACGUCAAAUUCAUGAAUCAGUUGAUGAAGAAUAUGCCAACUUCAAAGAAACAUCAAGCAUUCAAGCUGCAGUCGUAAAGGCAUCCAUUGAACAAAGCAACGUAUUGUGCGAAUCUGGAGGAUUAACCACUGAGCCAAGCCAAUUGGUAGAUGAACCAUGCAUGAGCAAUACCCCAGAAGUUGUGUCACAUUUAAGGGAUCGCACUCCUCCUGAAACCCUUGAAUACGAUGAGUGGUCGCCCCAGUCGCUCUCUGACGUGACCCCACAGACUCCAGAGACCGUCACCGCCUCUGCGCACUUCAGCUUUGACGAGUUGAGCCCCUACCAGAGUCCUAGGUACCUCAACAUGCUCUCUGAAGAGCUCGAGACAAAUACAAGUGAGCAACCAUCAGAGGAUCCAGUCACCCCUGUAGAGGAAGAGUCCAGUCCUCCAGUCACCCCUGUUGAGGUAAAGUCCCCUGUCUCCCAGCCCGGUCCAGUAGAACCCAGGGCAGAGAUGGUGUCAGCCCAACCUGGUCCAGUAGAACCCAGGGCAGAGAUGGUGUCAGCCCAACCUGGACCAGGAGAACCCAGGGCAGAGAUGGUGUCAGCCCAACCCGGUCCAGAGGUUGCAGCAUCAGCCCACGAUGAAGAAAUCUUCAUGGAGUUCAUCUUCCCUCCUAAGUAUACUGAGACAUCCUCCUCCUCUAGCCACAAACCCAAGCCUCCAACCUACACAGAAGUCAUUCGAGGCAGCACCACCAUGCACUUAUACGAAGACUCUGACCCGGAGACUUACUUUGACUGCAAACAGGGCGUCUCAGACUUCUCAGAGACGGAACCUGACGAACUGAAGAAGGGGGAAAGGUCAGGGGUCGGCCGAACCCGAGGACAAGCGUCCCAUUCAGGAGCCCUAGGGAGAAAGUACCAGAAGCCGACGGCGCUUCCGGGUUGCUCCGAUGACAUUAAGGAAGAGAGUGAAGAGCUGGCUCACUCUCCCGUCUCAGCCUUUUACCAGGCUCCUCAGGAGCUUCCUCCUCGCAGAGCAGCAGAUGAUGAUGACUCCCUGGACAGGGAGGUAGCUGUGGAGGUGGGUGAGAUGAGUUCUGAUGAGGAGGAGUUUCUGACUAUCAGAGUAAUACGGAGGAGGGUUGUCUACCAGGUGCCUAAACCCCACAGAGAGGAAGCCCUCCUGGGGGACUUGUGGUCCGGCUUGGUGCCUCAGCAUGUAGUGAUGUGUCCCCAAUCGAGGUCUCAGUGUGGUUUGAGGAGAACGCUUUCAACUUAUUUUGUGAUUGUUUAACAAACAGCAUGAUGAGUUUUCCUCUCUUUUUUUUUGUGAUGAAUGGGAGACCUCUGUCUGAUCCAGUGUUUUUUAGUCCAGUAUGCAAUGUGUGUAUUUUGUACUGACUGACAAGAAUUCUUAUAUCUGACACAAUGAUGUGUGUAUUUUGUGUAUUUUUUACUUUUCACACUUGAGUCAUUACUUACUUGUCUAUAACAAUAUCUUUGUCUCGUUUUGCUGUGUUGGGUUCCUGUGUUGGGUUCAUCUGUUGGGAAUGCUGUGUUGGGAUGUUGUGUUGGGAUGCUGUGU
Molecule: messenger RNA, 13164 nt
Organism: Coregonus clupeaformis (lake whitefish)
Lineage: Eukaryota; Metazoa; Chordata; Actinopteri; Salmoniformes; Salmonidae
Exons: 3
Coding region: 1-12873 (4290 amino acids)
Source: RefSeq, a predicted model, not a curated record